Messenger RNA from Hippoglossus stenolepis (Pacific halibut), 5676 nucleotides. RefSeq names its product apoptosis-stimulating of p53 protein 1. Gene Ontology annotation, biological process: regulation of apoptotic process. Gene Ontology annotation, molecular function: p53 binding. Gene Ontology annotation, cellular component: nucleus. The record is from RefSeq and is a predicted model, not a curated record. Bases 477 to 3749 code for a protein of 1090 amino acids. NCBI's taxonomy places the organism in Eukaryota, Metazoa, Chordata, Actinopteri, Pleuronectiformes, Pleuronectidae. The transcript is spliced from 25 exons.
GUUCACCCUGCACACAAACCCACUCAUGACCAGAGGAUGAGAGUCACAGAGAUUUGAAUGGUGAAGCUGCAGCGGCUGUUUCCAGGUUUCUCACAUCCAGCAGUUUUUCAUCUGUGGCCUUAAAACAAAAAAGAGAGAGAGAGAGAAAGAGAAAGAGAAAGAGAGAGAGAGAGAGACCUUUACCGUCUGUGUGUGUGAGGGAGAGAGAGUGAGGAAGGAAGAGGGAGGGAUUGAACUAAGGAAAGUGGAGUUUUUUUUUAGGUUUUCACAGCAUCUGGAGACCUGAGCGGAUCUACAGACACACAAGAGGAAGCACAAGAAUAGUUUGGACGCACGGAGGAAUAUCAGAAACCAGAGGAAAAGGCUGGAUAAAAAACAACACCUUCAAAGAGGAGAAGAGAAGAGAGGAGUCGAGGAGGAGAAGUAGUUGGUCUAACGGGACGGGACGGGAGCAGAGUUGUGUCACAGCAGCAGGAAUGUUACCGGUGAUACUGACAGUUUACCUCAAUGACACCCAGCAGAUGCUAACCGAGGUCCCAGUUACUCCGGCAACCAGAGUGACUGAUGUGGUUGAAUACUGCAAAGAGGCCGGCGAGGGGGAUUGUCACUUAGCCGAAGUAUGGAACGGGCAUGAGCGAGUCCUCCCUAAGGAGUUAUUAUUGCUGGAUCUCCUUCAGCAGUGGGGGGCCAGGAGGCCUGAGGUCAGCUUCUACCUCCGACACUGCCCCGCCUGGGCACAAGGAAGUCAGCAGCCUCUGGAGCAAAGCUGGACCUCAGAAGCAACAGAGAGCGCUAAUGACAGGCAGCAGCAAAGAGACACGAGCACGGGGAUUCCCCGUGUGGAGCUGACCCUCUCUGAGCUCCAGGAAAUGGCCACAAGACAACAGCAACAGAUAGAGGCUCAGCAACAGAUGUUGGUCGCCAAGGAGCAGAGGCUGAGGUAUCUUCAGCAGGGAGGCAGAUCCAACCAGGGACAGACACAGUCUGAAGCUGAGAAGCUGCAGCGGCUGAAGGAGCGAGUAGAGACUCAGGAAGCAAAGCUGAAAAAGAUCCGAGCCAUGAGGGGACAAGUGGACUACAGUAAACUGAUCAACGGAAACCUCUCUGCAGAGAUAGACCAUGUGAGCAGCUUGUUUCAGGAGAAGCAGGCGGAGCUGCAGUCUGCAGUGGUCAGAGUCGACCAGUUGACUCAGCAGUUGGAGGAUUUGAGGAAAGGGCGCAUUCAGUUACACCCUGCACCGCCUCAGGGGGCACCCACUGGGUGCCAUGGUACCACCACAGGCCAGAAAGGGUCGCCCCUGUCUGGCCCUGCAGCCCUGGAGCUGAGGAAACUCUACCAGGAGCUGCAGGCUCGUAACCGCCAUAACCUGGAGCAGAGCAGCAAGUUGUCCCAGAACAAGGAGCUGCUAAACAAGAGGAACGCCCAGGUGACAGUGAUGGAUCAACGCAUCGGAGAUCUGCGAGAACGAUUGCACAAGAAGAGAGCUGAAUUAACCCGUAUGAAUGGAGGAGGCCUGUCCUCCCCUCAGUCCUCUUCCCACCCUGCUGGUGGAGUUUUGGGUCGAGUGGCAGCUGUCUGCCCCUACAUCCAGGUUCCAGCUGAGGGGAGACAGGAGGCGGCUUACCCCCUGCCAGCUGACCCUCCACCCAAACCCACCCCACUCAGCCACACCCGUUCCCUCUCAGAGGAGGACAGGAGUGGCAGCAGGAAUCCUCCCAGCCAGUGGAAAGUGUCAGAUUUAGACAUCGUCCUGUCUGAACCCACGGAGACGUGGGAGGGACCUGGGUCCCCUCAGGGGGGCGACAGUGACAACACCAAUGAAGCAUCAUGGCCUAGCAUCAGUAAGAGUGUGUCCGAUUGGAGGACCAACAGUCCAGAACAGCUUCCCUCUGGUUAUGGUACCUACCCCAGUGCCACCCACCAGGCGGCAGGGCAUCACUGUGCCACCAGCUCUCUGCCCCGCUCUGCCCCUGGUACACUGGGCUGGCCUCGAUCUAACGUUGCCAACGCCACGUCAUCUUCCUCUUCAUCAUCCUCCUCCUCCCAGCAAAUACAACAUCGUAUCUCUGUCCCUCCUAAUUCAAACCAAGCCCAGUCCUCUCCACUGUCCCCACAAACAGAGCGAACAGAUCCCCCUCCAGCUGUGGCUGUACGCCCCUACGUCCCGGACCAUCCCUCCAGGCCCCAGUCCCCCAGGAAGGGUCCUGCCACCAUGAACAGCAGCUCCAUCUACAGCAUGUACCUCCAGCAGCCUCAGGCUAAAAACUAUGGAUCCCUCAGUAAUAGGACUACCGUCAAAGCAGUCUAUGGCAAACCUAUCCUCCCCACGUCCUCCACCUCUCCGUCCCCUGUCCCUUUCCUCCAGGGAGGAGGAGGAGUGAGAGCAGGAGGAGAGGAUGUAACAGAUAAGGAAGGAGGGAAACGAGGAGGAGAGAGCAGUGUUGGGCAAAUUAUCCCUCCGCCAAGCGUAGAUAACAUCCCUCGUCCCCUCAGUCCCACAAAGCUCACCCCAGUUGCCCACUCCCAGCUACGUUACCAGAGUGACGCUGACCUGGAGGUUCUUCGCAGACGCCUCAGCAACGCUCCACGGCCACUGAAGAAACGCAGCUCAAUCACUGAACCAGAGGGCCCACAGGGGCCAAACAUCCAGAAACUUCUGUACCAGAGAUUCAACACACUGGCGGGAGGAAUGGAAGGAGGCUCAGGCAACACUUUCUACCAGCCCGAAUGCCUUUUGGGUGACAUGGACAACAUCCAUUCAGCCAAUGGGAAUGUAGAACCUGGUGACAAGCACAUCAGUGUGGCAGCUGUGGAGGGCGAAGUCCAGAACCUGAACUCGGACUCGCGACGCUUGUCCCCUCCUUCUAUUUCCAUAGAAACGUCCAAAGAGUCAAUGGCAACAGCGGAAACUACCAAUAAUGUCUCUCCGUCAACCCAGCCCAGCCCAUUCCCUUCACCUGAUAGGCCAGAGGACCAGAAUAAUAACAAACAGAGAGGAUCUAGUCCUACCAACAACUCUGUAGGCCAGGCCUCUCCAUCACCUCCUGCACCUCCUCCGCUGCCUAAGGCGAAGCGAACCAACCUGAAGAAGCCGUCAUCUGAGCGGACAGGCCACGGUCUCCGAGUCAAGUUUAACCCUCUCGCCCUGCUGCUGGAUGCGUCGUUAGAGGGAGAGUUUGAUCUGGUGCAGAGAAUCAUCUAUGAGGUGGAAAAUCCCAGUAUGCCCAAUGAUGAAGGCAUAACUCCUCUUCAUAAUGCUGUCUGCGCUGGACAUCACCAUAUUGUCAAGUUUCUGCUGGACUUCGGAGUGAACGUGAACGCAGCUGACAGUGACGGAUGGACUCCUCUGCACUGUGCAGCUUCAUGUAACAGCGUUCACCUCUGUAAGAUGCUUGUGGAGUCCGGGGCGGCCAUUUUCGCAACAACAAUUAGUGAUGUCGAAACAGCAGCAGACAAAUGUGAAGAAAUGGAGGAGGGCUUCACACAGUGUUCUCAGUUUCUCUAUGGUGUACAGGAGAAGUUGGGGGUUAUGAACAAAGGCUUGGUCUAUGCUCUGUGGGACUACACGGCCCAGCAGGCUGAUGAGCUUCCCUUCGGCGAGGGCGACGGCCUCACUGUGCUUAGCCGGCGUGACGAGACUGAGACAGAGUGGUGGUGGGCGCGACUUAAUGACCGGGAGGGAUACAUCCCCAGGAACCUGCUGGGGCUGUAUCCAAGGAUCAAACCCAGACAACGCUCGUUGGCAUGAAGCCCAGAUCAGGGGCCACGUGCACACUCACUGUGGGCACAUGCAUGCAGAGAAGAAGAGGAGCAGAAGCCGCAUGAGGGCGGGCGUGUUACCCGAGUAAGAAGGACUCAAGGAAGGAUAGAAAUAGUCAAGAGGCUGAGAGAGGAAAGAAAGAAAGAGGAAUAUGGAGGUUAAAGUUUUGCUGGAUAGUUUUUUGGUAUGUUUGGGUGUAAACGCUGGAACAACAGAGCCAUGUUGUGGUAGAGUCAUGAUAUAUUUUACCGAGUCUCUGCAGAGUUAAGGAAAUUGCCUGAAUCUUGUUUUUCGCUACGGUAGCUUGAAAACGUCACUGGUGUUCAGCCGCAUGACAGAAGCUGAAUAGAAAAGAAAAUCACCAAAACUUUCUUAUCUUUUGGAUGAAGCUUCAAAGUCCGCUUCAGUUCAUUUAGCUCAAAACAUGACACCAUGAGACUGGAACUAUGGCUUCACCUGACAUGUGUCAAGUAUUCUUGAUCUGUGAAUUGUACAUGUUCAUUUAAAAAAACACGCGCGCAACAUUUGGAUCUUAAAGGAAUACUCAUCAUCUGCAUAGCAAAUGGACGAGAUAUUUACUAAUAGAAAUGAACACGAUGUCGGACAAAUCUGUCGCACUGCGAGGUGUGAAGAUCUCUGAAUCAGGUGAAGUGUGUGAUGUGACAUAUGAAAGUGAGGACGGAGAGAGGAAAGUGAAAGAAGAGAACAUAGGAAUGUGUGUUCAAGCAAGUUUAGCCAGUACUGUGUGGCUGUUGAUCGGUUGAGCAGUUAUUAGCAAUUUCUGUCCAAAAAUUAGCUGAGGUGCACAUCAGCCCACACAAGCACCAGAUUUUUACAAUUAAAUAAAAAAGCAUGGUUUAAAAAAAGUUUGAACUGAUAUCAGAAGAUUUUUUGGGGUUCUGAUUUUACAAAACUGAUCUGUGAACCAUUACUGAUGUCUCAACCUUUCAGAAUUUGCAUCUGUCUCAUCGCUGGUGCAUGCUGACACAUCAACAUCUGCUCAACUGCAAAAUGGUUGUUGCUGGAAAAACUGAAGAAAGGAAGGAAAAGAGAAUGUGUAGAGAAUGUGUUUGUGUAGCUGUGAAACCAAACUAUGUAAAAAAUAAACAGAUUUAAAGGUGAGAGACCACGAUGAGGAAUUGAAUAGAGAGAACACCUGCUAGCCUUCACACAUUUACACAUAAAGUUUAAUCCAGACUAGAGCCUCGUUCACACUGCUCCUCAUGCUGGUAGAAAACUGGUACCAGGCUUUAGAACUAACAAUCACAUUAAUCAGUCAUCGACCGACAAACUAUAUUUGUUAGUCAAAUGUUAAAAUACAACAUAAAAGCUCCAGUUUUUAUUUUGACAACUUUGAACACCAGAGUGUAGAAGGUUGAAAACAAAUGUACAGGCUAAAUACCAACACUUUAUCCCUGGGCCAAUUGGUUUAGUAUUGAAAUGGGGCUACAUUAGCUCAGAGUGAAUGAAGAAUCUGAAGUUUGAAAACAACUUGAGUUUUUCUCAAAUUUUAUUUCAUUUUAUUACUAUUUUUUUCACAUUUAAAUACUUCAGUAGUUGUAUUAUGUACUCAGCUUUUUGUUUGAUUGUUUUAUUUUGAGCAAAACAAUGUUUUCUAUUAUUAUUAUUAUUAUUAUUAUUAUUAUUGGGACACACUUCUGUUGUUUCUUUGUCAGAGCUGGCGCCUCUCACUGCUGCCACCCAGUGUACAGGAACGUUGUGACACAAAAUAAAGAAUAAUUUUCUUGACCACAUGCUGUGUAAAAUAUGAAGCAACAUAUUUGAGUGCUGUCUGAUGUGAGAAAGGUUCAUUGUUGUGAGGAGUGUGUACCAUUACUUUGUGUAUAUGCUAGCAAUAACUCUACAGCUACUGUACAUUCAUAAUAAAGAAAUUAUAAUCCCUACAGAGAACCAA